Mustela lutreola (European mink) is the source of this 3139-nucleotide messenger RNA. It is a transcript of the gene NAMPT, whose product is annotated as nicotinamide phosphoribosyltransferase. The coding region runs from base 247 to 1722 and encodes 491 amino acids. Gene Ontology annotation, biological process: NAD+ biosynthetic process. The transcript is spliced from 11 exons. The record is from RefSeq and is a predicted model, not a curated record. Gene Ontology annotation, molecular function: nicotinamide phosphoribosyltransferase activity. Lineage: Eukaryota; Metazoa; Chordata; Mammalia; Carnivora; Mustelidae.
GAGGAGUCGGUCGGAGUCCCUGGGCUGAGAGCUCGAGAGCUACCGGCGCCACCACCCUCCGCCGCGUCACUGCUCCCGGGCCCGCCCUUCUGUGGCCCCUCCUCCCCACUCCUCUUCGCCCUCCUCUCCCCGCCCCUCCGACCGAGCGGUGACUUAAGCAACGGAGCGCGGUGAAGCUCAUUUUUCUCCUUCCUCGCCGCCGCGCCGGGCACCUCGCGGCGCGUGGCCCUCACACUCCCGCCCGAGAUGAAUGCUGCGGCAGACGCCGAGUUCAACAUCCUCCUGGCCACCGACUCCUACAAGGUUACUCACUAUAAACAGUACCCACCCAAUACAAGCAAAGUUUAUUCCUACUUUGAAUGCCGUGAAAAGAAGACAGAAAACUCCAAAAUAAAGAAGGUGAAAUACGAGGAAACAGUAUUUUAUGGGUUGCAGUACAUUCUUAAUAAGUACUUAAAAGGUAAAGUAGUGACCAAAGAGAAGAUCCAAGAAGCCAAAGAAGUGUAUAGAGAGCAUUUCCAGGAUGAUGUCUUUAAUGAAAAGGGAUGGAACUACAUUCUUGAGAAAUACGAUGGGCACCUUCCAAUAGAAAUAAAAGCUGUUCCUGAGGGCUAUGUCAUUCCCCGAGGAAAUGUUCUCUUCACAGUGGAAAACACAGACCCAGAGUGUUACUGGCUUACAAAUUGGAUUGAGACUAUUCUUGUUCAGUCCUGGUAUCCAAUCACAGUGGCCACAAAUUCUAGAGAGCAAAAGAAAAUAUUGGCCAAAUAUUUGCUGGAGACAUCUGGUAACUUAAAUGGUCUGGAAUACAAGUUACAUGAUUUUGGCUACAGAGGAGUUUCUUCCCAAGAGACUGCUGGCAUAGGAGCAUCUGCUCAUUUGGUUAACUUCAAAGGAACAGAUACAGUAGCAGGAAUUGCUUUUGUUAAAAAAUACUAUGGAACAAAAGAUCCUGUUCCAGGCUAUUCUGUUCCAGCAGCAGAACACAGUACCAUAACAGCCUGGGGGAAAGACCGUGAAAAAGAUGCUUUUGAACAUAUAGUAACACAGUUUUCAUCAGUGCCUGUAUCUGUGGUCAGCGAUAGCUAUGACAUUUACAACGCAUGUGAAAAAAUAUGGGGUGAAGACCUAAGACAUUUAAUACUGUCAAGAAGUACAGAGGCACCACUAAUAAUUAGACCUGAUUCUGGAAAUCCUCUGGACACUGUAUUGAAGGUUUUGGAUAUUUUGGGUAAGAAGUUCCCUGUUACUGAGAACGCAAAGGGCUACAAGUUGCUGCCACCCUAUCUUAGAAUUAUUCAAGGGGAUGGAGUAGAUAUUAAUACCUUACAAGAGAUUGUAGAAGGCAUGAAGCAAAAAAAAUGGAGUAUUGAAAACAUUGCCUUUGGUUCUGGUGGAGCUUUGCUACAGAAGUUAACGAGAGAUCUCUUGAAUUGUUCCUUCAAGUGUAGUUAUGUUGUAACCAAUGGCCUUGGGAUUAAUGUCUUCAAGGACCCAGUUGCUGAUCCCAACAAAAGAUCCAAAAAAGGUCGAUUAUCUUUACACCGGACACCAGCAGGGAAUUUUGUUACACUUGAGGAAGGAAAAGGAGACCUUGAAGAAUAUGGUCAUGAUCUCCUCCAUACUGUCUUCAAGAAUGGGAAGGUGACAAAAAGCUAUUCAUUUGAUGAAAUAAGAAAAAAUGCAGAGCUGAAUAUCGAACUGGAAGUAGCACCUCAUUAGGCUUUACGAGUGGGUGUGUGUGCUCGCCUGCGUGUGUGUGUACGUGCAUGCACGCACGCGGACACCUAUGUGUAUGUAAUAAUGUUUAUUGUACAGAUGUGUGGGGGUUUCUUUGUGUUUUAUGAUACAUUACAGCCAAAUUAUUUGUUGGUUUAUGGACAUACUGCCCUUUCGUUUUUUUUUUUUUUUCCAGCAUUUAGGUGAUCUCAAAUUAGGAAAUGCACUUAACCAUGUAAAAGAUUAAUGGCUAAGGCAAGCUUUUUAGGGCCCUUUGCCGAUAGAUAGUAAUUCAAUCUGGUAUUGAUCUUUUCACAAAUAACAGAAUCCAGAAACUUUUAUAUAUAACUGAAGAUCACAUAAAACAGAUUUGCAUAAAAUUAUCAUUGAUUGCUUUAUGUUUAUAUUUAACUUGUAUUUUUGUACAAACAAGAUUGUGUAAGAUAUAUUUAAAGUUUCAGUGAUUUAACAGUCUUUCCAACUUUUCAUGAUUUUUAUGAGCACAGACUUUCAAGAAAAUACUUGAAAUAAAUUACAUUGCCUUUUGUCCAUUAAUCAGCAAAUAAAACAUGGCCUUAACAGAGCUGUUUAUGUUAUUGUACAAUUUGAAAAUUAUGUCGGGACAUACCCUAUAGAAUUACUAACCUCACUGCCCCUUGUAGAAUAUGUAUUAAUCGUUCUACAUUAAAGAAAAUAAUGGUUCUUACUGGAAUGUCUAGGCACUGUACAGUGAUUAUAUACGUUGGUCAUUGUAUUGUACCAGUGAAAUGCCAAAUUUGAAGGCCUGUACUGCAGUUUUAUAUGUCAGAUAUUGCCUGUGGCUCUAACAUGCACCUCAAGAUUUUAAGGAGAUGUUUUUAGAGAGAAUUUCUGCUUCCACGAUAGAAUAUAUACAUAAAUGUAAAAUAUUAACAAAAGUGGAAGUAGUGUAUUUUAAAUUACACUUCUGAAUUUAUUUUUCCUAUUCUAUAGCUGAUACGACUUAAAUGAAUUACUGGAAUGGGUAGUGAGUGUACUUAUUUUAAAUGUUUUGAUUCUGUUAUAUUUUUCAUUAAGUUUUUUAAAAAUUAAAUUGGAUAUUAAAUUGUAUGGACAUCAUUUAUUAAUUUUAACCUGAAUUCCUCAAUAAAUAAUGCACAAGCAAGUUCUUAAAUGAGGAUAAAUUAAAGCAUGAUGACAUGAGUUUGAAGAGAAGAAUCUUAACCAAGAGUAGUAAGUUGGCUACAUUCAAAGUGUUCAACAUCAAAAAUGUUCUAGAGUGAUUAACUGCUAGAUUCUGAGUCAGUCAUCACAUCUGACAAGAGACCAGUUUUGUUUUAAUGAUUCUUGUCUAUUUACGUCUGUUCUAAGGCAGGAGUUGGCCAACUGUGGCCAAGUUCAGACUACUUUCUUUUUUAUAAUAAAUACCUGUUGUCUAUGA